AUUUUAGUAUAAAACUUGCUUUUAUUUUACUUCCUUACUCUCCGCAACUUACUACUCCUUUCUUAUCGUUAUCGGUUGAAAUUAAAUUAAAAAAAAAAAGAACUGACGAAAUCAAAAUGGUUCACGAUAAUGGUGUUUACACUUAUCUUGAUCCAAUGAAUGCUAUGCAGCAUUUAUCAGAAUAUAGUACAGCUGAUGGUUUAUCCGCAGAAGAAAUUAUGGAUUCACGUGUCAAUGGAGGUUUAACUUAUAAUGACUUUCUUAUUUUGCCCGGAUAUAUUGAUUUUCCAGCUUCUGAGGUAUCUUUGGAGACCAAGAUCACAAAAAAUAUCACCUUAAAGACCCCGUUUGUUAGCUCGCCUAUGGACACUGUGACAGAAACCGAAAUGGCUAUUAACAUGGCCUUAUUGGGAGGCAUUGGUGUCAUUCAUAACAAUUGUUCACCGGAUGAACAAGCUGAGAUGGUUAGGAAGGUGAAAAAAUUCGAAAAUGGCUUUAUCACAGAUCCUGUAUGCUUAACUCCUAACCAUACCGUGGCUGAUGUGCAUAGGAUCAAAGCUCAAUUUGGUUAUAGUGGAAUUCCGAUAACUGAUCACACCACACUACUUAAAGAUGUUAUGACAACCGAUCUUGUGGUAGCACAUGAAGGUGUUACUCUCGAAGAAGCUAAUCAAAUACUUAGAUCUAGUAAACGUGGGAAGUUACCGAUUGUCAAUUCUCGUGGUGAAUUGGUUGCAUUACUUGCCAGGUCCGAUUUGCUUAAAAAUCUUAAUUUUCCUCUGGCAUCAAAGUCUCCCCACUCGAAACAAUUGAUUUGUGCUGCAGCCAUUGGAACUCGAUUCGAAGAUAAAGCAAGACUUCGAAAGCUGGUUGAUGCAGGGUUAGAUAUUGUAGUAUUGGAUUCUAGCCAGGGAAAUUCAUCAUACCAAAUUGAAAUGAUACAAUAUAUCAAAAAAACAUAUGGUGAAACGCUUGAUGUCAUCGCUGGUAAUGUUGUCACUCGAGAGCAAGCGGCUCGUUUGAUUGAAGCUGGUGCUGACGCAUUGCGUGUCGGCAUGGUUAUGGCAGUAGGUCGUCCUCAAGGAACUGCUGUAUACAUGGUUUCUCAAUUCGCCAAAAAAUUUGGUAUUCCAGUAAUUGCAGAUGGUGGUAUUCAAAAUGUUGGCCAUAUUACGAAAGCUUUAGCUCUUGGAGCUUCUUCUGUAAUGAUGGGUGGGCUACUUGCUGGUACCACUGAAUCUCCCGGAGAUUAUUUUUAUCAUGAAGGUCAGAGACUAAAAAAAUAUCGUGGCAUGGGUUCGUUGGAUGCAAUGGAACGAAAUGUUUGCGGCUCAAGUUCGAAUAAUAAUAAUACUGCCGCAGGUAGAUAUUUUUCUGAAAGAGACGUUAUUAAAGUUGCACAAGGUGUUGCUG
Messenger RNA from Racocetra fulgida, 1413 nucleotides. The record is from the annotation of a GenBank genome assembly. Lineage: Eukaryota; Fungi; Glomeromycota; Glomeromycetes; Diversisporales; Gigasporaceae.